Coregonus sp. 'balchen' is the source of this 43554-nucleotide messenger RNA. NCBI's taxonomy places the organism in Eukaryota, Metazoa, Chordata, Actinopteri, Salmoniformes, Salmonidae. The record is from the annotation of a GenBank genome assembly.
AUGACGGCAGUAACUUUCCGUCAAUAUCCAAUGACAAUGGCAAUCUGUAAGUGGAUAGGAUACAGCUUGAAAGAUGUGUCACUCAGGACAUUGUUAACACCUUCAAAACAACAUGACAGAAAUGACACUGCAGAAAAAAUAAUUUGCUUUCAUGAGUAUUGGCCUGAGAUUCUUGUCAGGCUUUGAGGUUCUCUCUCUCUGUGUGUGUGUGUGUGUGUGUGUGUGUCUGUGUCUGUGUCUGUGUCUGUGUGUGUGUGUGUGUGUGUGUGUGUGUGUGUGUGUCUGUGUGUGUGUGUGUGUGUGUGAGUGGUUAAUGGGUGUUAAUAUAAUUAACAUGUGUGUGGUGUUUUGGGUGUUUACUGUCAUCAGACACAGCUGUUGGUAGUAAGGAGAUUAUUUUGUUAAGACGUAUGUAUGUGUGUGUUAGAUCUACCUUUGGCUCCAGCUCUCCUUCAAAUUCCUCUUCCCACUGUCUCUAUGUGUGUCUGUCUCCAGCAACACUUUCACACACAGUUACAGUAGCGAUACAACACAUACUUUGUUAACCUGAGAGUCAGAGCAGAACAGAACAUGGCCUUUUUCUAACAGAGAGAAGAGAAAUACCUGGAACCUACAGUAUAUGAAUGCUGCCUUAGUUUUAUUAGCAAUGUCUCGACUGAUGAAGACCCUUAGUGGUUGAAGCGAUGCUGAUAUAUCUAAACUGCAUGAUAUUUUUUCCUAUGGCUUUUUUACGUAUGUGUGUGCAUGCGUACGUGUGUGCGUGGGGCGUGUGUGUGUGUUUAAAGGGAGGGGUCAGGUAUUCCUAUCAGGACUGAGUUUCUGGACUAGGUCCCUGGUGUGUCCCUGGUAGUCUGGUCCCUGUAUACACACACACAGUAUUCCUGAUAUGUGGAUGUGUCGCACUGUGUGCUCAGAGCAUUCCAUCACUGGUUUCCACAGGGACUGACUGGCAGUAACUUCCUAAGAAUCGAUCUUCCCAACCACACUCUCAGUGUAUGUGUGUGUGUGUGUGUGUGGUGUGUGUGUAAUUUGUGUCAGCCUGUUGUUUCAGCUGAGGUCUUUCUUUUGCAUUUUAACGGCUCUUUGGGGGCAAGUCUUUAAUUGCACUUGCGCUCUCUCGCUCUCUCGCCCUCUCUCUCUCGCCCUCUCUCUCUCUAUCUCUCUCUCUCUCUCUGACAGUGCACAGGGGACACACAGCCAUUGGUUGUUUGAGUUAAUGAAUAGAUUAAUAAAUGAACACACACAGGGAAAACCCAUCAUCCUAAGUGCCUUCUCUGUGUGUGUGUGUGUGUGUGUGUGUGUGUGUGUGUGUGUGUGUGUGUGUGUGUGUGCAUGCAUGCAUGCCUGCGUGUGUGUUCUUGCUAUUCUUUGUAGUACAUUUCAAACAGCUGAUUGUCCAUUCCAUUUCCCAGUGUUGAGCAACAAGAGAGUGAUAUGAGAGAAAGGAGAAUGUUAAAGGUGAAAGAUAGCAUAGAGGAAAGGGAAUGGUGACAUGUUUGUGUUUGCAUGGAGGUAAAGGGGGGAUUUAGGCGUGUAUUUGACAUUUCCUUAAGUUUAUGAAGUGUGUGUGUGUGUGUGUGUGUGUGUAGCACCAUCUUGUCAUUGUCACACGGCAUAUGUAUUGUCUUAAGGUCUCUCUCAUAGUUUAAAGUGGAAGAGGAGGAGACAGAAAAGAGGGAAAGGUGGAUAGAGAAAGAGAGUGAUGGUUAGAGAGGGACUGAAGGGUCAGCUCAGGAUAGCUGAAGAGUGGAGCGAGGGCUCUAUAUGUUAUCUACACAGACACUUUCAGAGUGAACCUUUCUGCUCUCAGUGCACACACACAUACACACAUACACACACUUCAGGUAAGAAGGUGAGGAGAGAUAAGAACAGUGUGUGUGUGUGUUUGUGCAUUUGUGUGUGCUCUGAGCUUAUGGGAGAUAACUUUUUGUCCGCAGUGGAGGGGGACCAGGGUCGAUCAGAGUGUCUGAUUGGUUGUUGCUCCAGAUCGUCUUUAAUCUCUCUCCUGACUGGCUGCUCAGUGGCCAGGGCUCCUGAGUGUCACUAUGGCGAUAAGAGAGUGACAGGCUGGCAGUGGUCAUCAGCAGGUCAUCUAGAAACAUCCUCAGUGUUUUAUUUCUCUCUCACACACACACACACACACACACACACGCACACGCACGCACACACGCACACACACACACACACACACACACACACACACACACACACACACACACACACACACACACACUAUAUCAAGGUCUCUAAUGUCUCUCUCUCUCCAGGAGAUUGCAGCGUAUCUGAUCACAUUUGAGAAACAUGAAGAAUGGCUGACGACAUCACCCAAGACCAGGUAAAACACACACACACGCGCGCACACACACUAAUGUAUGGUAACACAUGCAGAACAUACUCAAUACCUUUACUAUCUAGAAGUGUGAGAAUGUUAAAUUAUAAAAUCCUAGUCAGCUAUAAAUGUUGCAUUAACGAAUGUAAAUGUAUGAUGAUAAGUGAUGUAUAAUUCAGGUUUUAUGGGGGACGUGUGUGUUUAAGGGUGAGGUUAGUAGGAUUUCACAUCUGAAAUUGAAUAUGCAUAAGCAUAACUGCAAUCGAGAGAGAGAGAGAGAGAGAGAGAGAGAGAGAGAGAGAGAGAGAGAGAGAGAGAGAGAGAGAGAGAGAGAGAACUUCAUUCACAGACUGCAGUAUAUGUCAAAUCAUUAUCUCCUAACCAUAGACCCCUAAUCUCAAAACACUGUGAUGUAGAUCUGAAGGGAUUGAUUAGAUGUAAGGACAAUUUGUCAACUUCCAUCAGAGGUCGAGGUGGAGCUAUUACCAUAUAGUCUAUAUCAAUUUAAUCAUAUGCCUAGGCCUAGGGGAUAUGCGCAAUGGGUCGAUCUGGGAUUGGGUAACUCUCACAUUCGGCUGAGUUUUAAUCCAGUUAACAUCUGACUGGAGAUCUGCCUGCAGCCAGCUGCUAGAUUUAUGAUAAUUGGUUAUGACACUCCCAGGCCUAGCAGUCUGAUGGAUGACAGCUAUCGACAGUCACAUUAAUCCAUUCAAUUUAGAACACAUAGUGAAAUGGAGCCAGAUUAUGGUAGAUUACAGCUAAUCCCACUGGUCUGGGGUUGGGGUUUGGGUUUGGGUGAACUAUAUGCUGCGUUAUACAUUAUGUACUACAAGCCUUGAGUUUUCCAUGACCUGACUUAGAAAAACACUGGAUCCUAUUGUAUGCAGAGUUUUUUCUGCAUAGAAAAGUCUUAGGCGGGCUGAUUACAGUUUUUUACAAUCACUUUGGCACUAAUUUCAGAACCUUGACGUCAUUUUUCAAAACUCUAGACACAAAACUCAAAACGGUCAUCACUUGUAACACAGGCUGUCCAAUGUUCAAAACAUUGCAUUGUGCAUUCAUAUCUUUAAAGAAAUCUUGCACUUGCACAAUCAUUGGUUCAAAAAACAAAUUUAUUGUGAAAUACCAAUGAAACGUUAAUUUAGAUCACCCACACACAAGCAACCGAUAGUUUCACUGUGUCAUUGUUCGUACGAUCAUUAAAUAUUGUAGUACAAAAUAGGUGAUACAUGUUUCAUUAUGGUACUACAUGUAAAUACAUCCCUGUAAAAGUACUGCAGUAGUAGAGAGAAUACUACAGAUACAGUGGAAUCAUUGAACAAAAUCUGAAACAUAUUGAUGAAAAACAAUACAUUACUGUAAAACAUCAAAUGCAGUGUUCCUCAACUUGCUUGCUUGUACUGUAAAAAGCAAAACAUAGGAGUGAUUACUGUACUUCUACAUUUUCAUCAACUCUGUCUUGUGGUUUUGGCCACAGGUUCUCAUCUACAUCACAAUGGAUGUUUUCAUUAGCCAAACAUCUUGGAAAAAACCUUUGGCCAUGGCGAAUCCAGGCCUGACACUGGUCUGCCGUGAUGUCAUUGCAUGCGUCAUCCAUGGCCUGGAGAGAGUGAGUUGUUCAUGAGGGCGCCUAUCAUAAACCUUCCAUCUCCAUGUGGAGAAAAAUUCCUCAAUCGGGUUAAGGAAAGGAGAGUAUGGGGGUAAAUACAGGGUGGUAAAUUGUGCAUGGGCCUGAAACCAUGCUUGCACCAUAUGAGCAUGGUGGAACCUGACAUUAUAAUAAUAUAUAAUAUAAUAUGCCAUUUAGCAGACGCUUUUAUCCAAAGCGACUUACAGUCAUGCUGCAUAUUUUUUUUGUAUGGGUGGUCCCCGGAGAUCGAACCCACUACCUUGGCGUUACAAGCGCCGUGCUCUACCAGCUGAGCUACAGAUGGAUGACAGCUAUCGACAGUCUGAUGGAAGUUGACAAAUUAUCCCACACAAUGACAUAGGUCCGCCACAGCUCUACAGGCUGAUCCAGGCUCAUCAGGAAGGUUACAAGCGGGACCAUAGAAACGGUGUCUGAUAAAGAAUGAUGAUGAAAUAUUACAUCCAUAGAUAAUGUAGUCUAAUUGGUUCAUGCUCCACGCUAAUUGGUGACAAUGAAUCUCGUUACUUUGAAACUUUCAUGAUCUAAACAUGGAAUAUUGUUUGUCUGUUUCCAUACAACUAUGCAUUAAGAGCAAUGCAACAGUUACUUAUCAUUUAUGAGCAGUUGUAUCAAUUGAUAGUUGGAUAAUUGUAAUGAAAUGAAUAGACACUCAUCUGAAAUGUAAUGUGUGAAUUGCCUUUUGAAAUAGUAGUACUUUGAUGUUAAGUUGUGUCAUAUUGAACAGGUGACUUUUGUUAAAUGAACAAAUGAUCUUAGUUUUAUGUGUAUUGUAUCCAAGCAAUUGUAAAAAGUGUUAGAGUUUUGAAAAAUGUGCAUUUUGAUCAUUGGUUGUGAGUUUUGUGUCUAGAGUUUUGAAAAAUGACGUCAAGGUUCUGAAAUUAGUGCCAAAGUGAUUGUAAAAAACUGUAAGUGUUUUUUCGGGCCGCCUAAAUCCAACAGUGUAAAAAUUACUUUCUGUGUUAAUUUAAACGACUAAAACCAGAUAUAAAUUAUGUAGAAAACACAAUGUACCUACACUACCAGUCAAAGGUUUGGACACACCUACUCAUUCCAGGGUUUUUCUUUAUUUUUACUAUUUUCUACAUUGUAGAAUAAUAGUGAAAACAUCAAAACUAUGAAAGAACACACAUGGAAUCAUGUAGUAACCAAAAAAGUGUUAAACAAAUCAAAAUAUAUUUUAUAUUUGAGAUUCUUCAAAUAGCCACCCUUUGCCUUGAUGACAGCUUUGCACACUCUUGGCAUUCUCUCAAAUGGCUUCCUGAGGUAGUCAUCUGGAAUACAUUUCAAUUAACAGGUGUGCCUUCUUAAAAGUUAAUUUGUGGAAUUUCUUUCCUUAAUGCGUUUGAGCCAAUCAGUUGUGUUGUGACAAGGUAGGGGGGUAUACAGAAGAUAGCCCUAUUUGCUAAAAUACCAAGUCUAUAUUAUGGACAAGAACAGCUUAAAAUAAGCAAAAAUAAACAACAGUCCAUCAUUGCUUUAAGACAUGAAGGUCAGUCAAUACGGAACAUUUCAAGAACUUUGAAAGUUUCUUCAAGUGCAGUCGCAAAAACCAUCAAGCGCUAUGAUGAAACUGGCUCUCAUAAGGACCGCGACAGGACUGGAAGACCCAGAGUUAACUCUGCUGCAGAGGAUAAGUUCAUUAGAGUUACCAGCCUCAGAAAUUGCAGCCCAAAUAAAUGUUUCACAGAGUUAAAGUAACAGACACAUCUCAACAUCAACUGUUCAGAGAGGACUGUGUGAAUCAGGCCUUCAUGGUCGAAUUGCUGCAAAGAAACCACUACUAAAGGACACCAAUAAGAAGAAGAGACCUGCUUGGGCCAAGAAACACGAGCAAUGGACAUUAGACCGGUGGAAAUUUGUCCUUUGGUCUGAAGUCCAAGUUGUAGAUUUGGGUUCCAACCGUCAUGUCUUUGUGAGACGCGGUGUGGGGGAACGGAUGAUCUCUGCAUGUAUAUUUCCCACCGUAAAGCAUGGAGUAGGAGGUGUUAUGGUAUGGGGGUGCUUUUGCUGGUGACACUGUCUGUGAUUUAUUUAGAAUUCAAGGCACACUUAACCAGCAUGGCUACCACAGCAUUCUACAGCGAUAUGCCAUCCCAUCUGGUUUGGGCUUAGUGGGACUAUCAUUUGUUUUUCAACAGGACAGUGACCCAACACACCUCCAGGCUGUGUACCUGGCCUCCACAAUCCACCGACCUCAACCCAAUUUAGAUGGUUUGGGAUGAGUCGGACCUCAGAGUGAAGGAAAAGCAGCCAACAAGUGCUCAGCAUAUGUGGGAACUCCUUCAAGACUGUUGGAAAAGCAUUCCAGGUGAAGCUGGUUGAGAUAAUGCCAAGAGUGUGCAAAGCUGUCAUCAAGGCAAAGGGUGGCUAUUUGAAGUUUCUCAAAUAUAAAAUAUACUUUGAUUUGUUUAACACUUUUUUGUUUACUACAUGAUUCCAUAUGUGUUAUUUCAAAGUUUUGAUGCCUUCACCCUUGAAUGAGUAGGUGUGUCCAAACUUUUGACUGGUAAUGUAUAUACUUUUUCAAUAAUAAAUUUUGAGAACUGACAAUCACUAAAAUAAAAUCUAGACAAAAAAACUAUGACUUGACAAUUGAUUUUGUUAUAAUGUUUGAGCACAAGAACACUGCAUUAGCCAUGGCAAAAUGAAUAGAAUAGCAGAAAAUGUGCUUUAAAACUGCAGAAUUUCCUCUCAGCUCCAUGGCAGAAUGUAUAGAAUUUCAGGAAAUUAUCUUAUAAACUGCAAGAUUUCUCUCAGCUGCAUGGAAAACAUUUGUAGAAUUGCAGGAAAUUGGUUUUAAAACGCUCAAAUUCUUUCUGCUGCCAAGAUGGGGGCGUCAAAAAUGUUAUUGCCCAGCUGCACCGAUGAGCUAACCAUGCCCAUUGCCACGCCCCCGGCCACCUCUACCACCUAAGCCCCUUUUUGAUCCAGAAAAAACCCUGAUAUGUUGUUUAGAACAGUCUUAUAGCAGGAUCAUAUCAGGGUUAUAACAGUCUUAUAGCAGGAUCAUAUCAGGGUUAUAACAGUCUUAUAGCAGGAUCAUAUCAGGGUUAUAACAGUAUUAUAGCAGGAUCAUAUCAUGGUUAUAACAGUCUUAUAGCAGGAUCAUAUCAGGGUUAUAACAGUAUUAUAGCAGGAUCAUAUCAUGGUUAUAACAGUCUUAUAGCAGGAUCAUAUCAGGGUUAUAACAGUCUUAUAGCAGGAUCAUAUCAGGGUUAUAACAGUCUUAUAGCAGGAUGAUAUCAGGGUUAUAACAGUAUUAUAGCAGGAUCAUAUCAGGGUUAUAACAGUCUUAUAGCAGGAUCAUAUCAGGGUUAUAACAGUCUUUUAGCAUGAUCAUAUCAGGGUUACAACAGUCUUAUAGCAGGAUCAUAUCAGGGUUAUAACAGUCUUAUAGCAGGAUCAUAUCAGGGUUAUAACAGUCUUAUAGCAUGGAUCGAUAUCAGGGUUAUAACAGUCCUUAUAGCAGGUAUCAUACAGGGUUAUCAAAAGGCCUUAGAGCAGGAUCACUAUCAUGGUUAUAACCGUCUUUAGGCAGGAUCAUAUCAGGGUUCAUACAGUCUUAUAGCAGGAUCAUAUCAGGGUUAUAACAGUCUUAUAGCAGGAUCAUAUCAGGGUUAUAACAGGUGUGGUAUAGCUGUUCUCAGUGCUGUGUCUUGAUAAGUGGAGACAGACAGACACUCCACCAGCAGUCACCUUCACACUCCUCGCCUCCCAGUCCCAACAUACCUCAUCAACUCCAGCUAAUGACUGUUUUAAAAACCAAUCACACUCCCCCAACACGCCUUCCUCCUCCUCUCUUCUCUCCUCUCCAAUCCUGUCCCGUCCAUUUCUUAUGAACAUCUACUUUUCCACCUGUCUCAUACGCUCUCUCUCUCUCUUUCCCUUUCUCAUACUCUCUCUCUCUCAUCCUCUCUCCUCCUCUUCUCUCUCUCUCUCCUCUCUCUCUCUCUCUCUCCUCCCCUCUCUCUCUCUCCUCUCUCACUCAUUCAACCCCAUGGGAUACAACAGCUCAGAAAGUUUUCUCAAGGAUGAGAUCACCUAGUGCAAGGACACUCAGAGGACACAUGGACACUCAUGAAUGCACACACACACACACACACACACACACACACACACACACACACACACACACACACACACACACACACACACACACACACACACACACACACACACACACACACACACACACAUCCGGGUAAGUUCUUGACUGCACAUUUUAUUUAGCAAUAAGGACGAUACACACAGAAACAGCGAUCUUCUCUUCCUCGUCCUCUAGCUCUCACAAACUCAGGAAAUGCUUUUUAUAUCCCAUACAGCUUGGCGCUUUUUGAAUCAAUAGCAUAUGUAAUGUCUUGUUGAAUCAGGGGGUAGGUUUGAGUGUGUGUGUUUGUUUGUGUGUGUGUGUGUGUGUGUGGUUGAAUCAGAGAGAAGGUUGGUACACACAUCCUUCAUCUUUAUAUCUUCUCUAUAACAUAAUUAGAAUCAACAACGGUGGGAUGAGUCACAGCAGCCGCAAGACAGAGACUGAAGUCAGCUUUGAUCUGAGGGGGGCUCUGCUCUACAGAGAAACACAUUGAAACACAACACAUUUAAGGUGUCAAAGAAAAUGAGCUCAAAGUACACUAAAUUUCACUGAAUUAUCAUAAUCUCUGGUAAUGUACUUUUACUGAAGAAUGAACAAAAAUAAAGGAAAUGAUGGGAGGGGAUGAAAGGAGAGGAAUAAAGGAGAGGAGAGGAAAAAGAAAAGAAAGAAAGAAUGGGAGAGAUGAAAGGGAGGAAGGAGAUGGAGAGAAUGAAGGGGAGGAGGGAUUGGACUCAUGCAAGGACGAUGGAUCCGAUUUUCUUCUUCCCUUUUCGGGUCUAGGCGCUUUUCGCCUUCCUUUGCGCGCUCUCUCUUGCGUCUCCUUCCUUCUUCUCGUCGCUUUGCUUCCUUCCCGUUUCUUCUCUCUUUUUCUCUCCUUCCGGUUCUGCUCGAGCUUGCUCUCUCUUACCUGCUCUUCCCUGGCGCACCUGCUCUUUUCUCUCCUUCCCUGGGUCUGAGAGGGAUGGGUUUGUGUGUGGAGGUUUGACUGUUGUGACCGGGAUGGGUUCUGCUCUGUUGUUAGGAGUAGGCAGAAAUCCUCCCCCACCUCUCUCUCGGUCUCUCUUCAUCUCCUCACUCUCCUCUCUCUCUCUCUCUCCCUCUCUCUCUCUCUCUCUCUCCUCUCUCCUCCUCUCUCUCCUCUCUCUCUCUCUCUCUCGUCUGCUCUCUCUCAUCUCCUCUCUAGUUUCUUCUCACAUCCUCACCAGACACUACACACCUGGUUCAGUAAUGUGGUGUGGUGAUUGAGGAGCUCCAGGGAUGACAUUGAGCUCAUAGAACCCAGGAGGAGAUUGACACUCUGUGUGUGUAUGUGUUUGUGUGUGGUGUGUGUGUGUGUGUGUGUGUGUGUGUGUGUGUGUGUGUGUGUGUGUGUGUGUGUGUGUUGUGUGGUGUGUGUGUGUGUUUGGUGUACUUCACAGGUUUGAGGAAUAGGAGCUGAGUGAACAGUUUUCCCGUGGUGCAGCUAAAGCACCCUGCUAAAAUAUCAACGUGCAUGUGUGUGAGCUAAUACGUUAGCAUAUGUAUGAGCUUGUGUGUGUGAACAUCAAACACAGAGGGGUGAUAUGACAGAGAGAUUCAUAGAACCACAUUCAUAGAACCACACAAUCAGUGGUGAGCAGUGUGCAUUUUUGUUAAUCCAAGAAUAGCUGGUUUGUCCAAGAAUAACCUGUUUCUGUUAUUUGUCAGUUAGCUAAUUACUUUGUUGUUGAGAUUGUUGUGAUGGUUGAGAGAGAAACUGCAUACGCAGUUGUGAUGCACUGUGGAUAGCAACAGACUGUCUUCUUCUUCUACUUAUAUCAUGCAAUCACCAUAGAAACACUCCCUUUAGUAAUAUGAGAGUAAUCUACAGAGUAUUAAUACGUGUUGUUGAUAUAGCUCUCCCUCCACCUCUCUUUUCCUCUUACUUCACUCUCUCUCCCUCCCUCUCCCUCUUCCUUCUCCCUCCCACUCCUUCUCCCUCCCUCUUCCUUCUCCCUCCCUCUCCCUCUUCCUUCUCCUCCCUCUCCUUCUCCCUCCCUCUUCCUUCUCCCUCCCUCUCCUUCUCCCUCCCUCUUCCUUCUCCUCCCUCUCCUUCUCCCUCCCUCUCCUUCUCCCUCCCUCUCCUUCUCCCUCCCUCUUCCUUCUCCUCCCUCUCCUUCUCCCUCCCUCUUCCUUUCCUUCUCCUCCCCUCCCUCCUCCCUCUUCCUUCUCCCUCCCUCUCCUUCUCCCUCCCUUCCUUCUCCCUCCCUCUUCUCCUUCUCCCCCUCCCUUUCCCCUUCUCCUCUUUUCCUUCUCCUCUCCCUCUUCUUCUCCUCUCUCUCUCCCUCUGCUUCCCCUCCCUCUCCAUCCUCUGCCCUCUCUACCCUGACUCCUCUCCCCCCCCGUCUCCCCUCUCCCCUCUCUCUCUACUCUCUACCCCUCUCUCUCUCUCUCCCUCGCUAUCUCCCAGGCCCCAGAAUGGCUCGAUGAUCCUGUACAACAGGAAGAAGGUAAAGUACAGGAAGGAUGGCUACUGCUGGAAGAAGAGGAAAGAUGGGAAGACCACCAGAGAGGACCACAUGAAGCUCAAAGUACAGGGAGUUGAGGUGAGUGCACACACACACACGCACACACACACACACUCACACACACACUCAUACAUACAGAUGGAAGACCACUAGAGAAGGCCAUACAAAAGUAGAGAAAUUGGAGGGCAAGGGAGAGAGGGAGGGAUGGAUGGAGGGAGAGAGGGAGGGAGGGAGGGAGAGGGAGAAGGAGGGAGAGAAAGAGAGAGAGAGAGAGAGAGAGAGAGAGAGGGAGGGAGGUGAGAAGAAGAAAAUAAAUGGAAAAAGAGGGAACAGAGUGGGAUGGAUUGACUGGACUGAGCGCUCGCUCCUGCUCUCCCUCUCUCUCUGUGCAUCAAUCUCUAACAUCUCCCCCUAGCUGUUUCUUAUGUUACCAAUAUAACACACACACACACAGUACACACACGCACACACAUGCACACACACACUCUCGAAGGAUAAGUGUGUGUUUGACUUCAGGCCAGAGAUGAUGUCAAUGCCUCCUUCAGCAGGAACAGAGAGGGAUAUCGAUCCAGUCUCAAGGCAAUGUCUGUGUGUAUGUGUGUGUAUGUGUGUGUGUGUGUGUUUGUGUGUGUGUGUGUGUGUCUCCAUGUCCAUGUGUAUGUGUGAGUCACAUGCUACAGCUAUAAAAAUGAUUAUUCAGCAGUAAUAGUACACAAGCGGUGAGCCAGGAAUGUGACAGACAGGCGAGAGAGAAUGAUCAGGAGAGAGGGAGGAAGGAGAGGGAUGGAUAAUAAAAGAGAGGGGAAAGAGGGAGGAUGAAGAAGAGAAACAGCCUGUGGAUAGAUAGACCCUUAAACACAAUGGAAAUGUAUGGAAAUGCACUUUGCCUUUGGCUACAGAGAGAGAGAAGAGAGGUGGAGAGAGAGAAGCAUCAAGGUCAUCACCGCUAUCAUGCCUCAUCCAAUAGAAGCUCUCUCUCUCUCUACUUGUGUGACAUCAUCCUCUGCUGGGGACAGUGUACAUUGCAGGCUUUGUUAAUCUUCAUCCUCCACACCUUUUGAACAUGGUUCACUGUCAUGGCAGUAUGCACUGCCGAACGUGACUGUGUGUGUGUGUGUGUGUGUGUGUGUGUGUGUGUGUGUGUGUGUGUGUGUGUGUGUGUGCGUAUGUGUGGUGUGUGUGCGUGUGUGUGUGCGUGUGUGUGUGUGCGUGUGCGUGUGUGUGUGUGUGUGUGUGUGUGUGUAUAUGUAACUCUAACCAUGUCCUCUCUCUCAGUGUCUGUACGGAUGUUACGUCCACUCCUCCAUCAUCCCUACCUUCCAUCGCAGAUGCUAUUGGCUGCUCCAGGUAAGCCCCUCCCACAUCAGCCAUACAACCACUAUCCUAAUAAAUUGCACUCUUUAUAACCUCAAUGGCUUUAGACUGUUGUGAAACUGGAGCUUGCUAACACUAGGGGCACGUGAAGGUAAUGUAUUUGAAUUGGAUCUGACACUGAUCCAAUGUGCACUUAUCAUGAGUCGACUGUACUCAUCCUGAAUGGAAAGAGAAUGCCCAGAGGCAGCAACAUGGCGGCCAGAUCUUAUGCCUGAAUUGGAAUUAAUAACUGAAAUGUCAACAAAGUUGAGCUCCCAGAAUGAGCCUGGUUGGUUUUGGCAUCUCUGUCUAGAUGUAUUACUGUAACUGACUGACCUAGCCAGACUCCACUGGGCUGGAAGAGUAGAGGCGUACACCCUGGCUGGCUUUUUCAAGGAAAUACCCAGAGUGGGUGAGUCAUUACAACUGAGGGAGUUUAGACUAAUGGCACAGUGACACUCUGACAUACACACUCUGACACACACAUACACACACACACACAUUGCUCUCCCUUUAGUAUAGUAAUAUAUAGUAAUAGAAUAAUAUUUAUAAACUGGGUGGUUCAAGCCCUGAAUGCUGAUUGACUGACAGCCAUGGUAUAUCAGACCGUAUACCACGGGUAUGACAAAACAUUACUGCUCUAAUUAUGUUGGUAACCAGUUUAUAAUAGCAGUAAGGCACCUCUGGGGUUUGUGGUAUGCAGCCAAUAUACCACGGCUAAGGGAUCUAUCCAGGCACUCCGUGUUGCGACUAAGAACACCAUUAACAUAUACCACACCCCCUCUGGCCUUAUUACUUAAACAUGCCAUUUAGCAGACACUUCUAUCCAAAAACGACUUACAGUCAUGCGUGCUUACAUUUUAUGUAUGGGUGGCCCAGCAGGAAUCAAACCCACAACCCUUGACGUUGCAAGCUCCAUGCUCUACCGACUGAGCCACACAGGACCGCGCAUAGGAAUGUUAUUUAUUCAUAGAGAUGUUUGACUCACUCUGCUGCUCAUAUGAGGGACAGACAGAGGGCCCCAUUCAACCUGACACACACACACACACGCGCGCACACACACACACACAGGAACAGGAACAGGAACACACACACACACAUACCUCACCCUGCUGCUCAUGUGAAAGACAGGCAACAUGAUGGGUCUUUAACCAUGCCUGUGCAGGCACACACACACACACACAGACACACACUCAAGGAUGCAUCCAUCCACACACAUGCAUACUCCCUACUCACUCAGCAGGGUUUGAACCUUAACCGUGUGUGUGCUGAAUCUUUCAUACACUCCUAGAGCCAGAGCUGAGUGAGCAGUAGUCAAUUAUUAUGGGGGUUCAAACACACACACACACACACACACACACACACACACACACACACACACACACACACACACACACACACACACACACACACAGCGGGGUUGAGAUGUUUAAACUUUUAUGAGAUGACAGGUGAGAAUCUCUCCUCUGACACGUAAUGCCUGACCUAUUUGACCUCCACUUUCCUUUUCCUUUACUCCCUUGCUUCCUCUCUCCUCCCCCACCUUUCCUUACCUCUCCUCCCCCACCUUUCCUCACCUCCCUUCACCCACCGUCUCCUCUGACCUUCACAUGUACCUCUCCACACUGACUCUCUCUCUCCUGCUCUCUUCUUUCUUUCUCUCUCUCACUCACAUCCUCUCUCAGGGGAACAUCGGUUUCACCAUCUUUAGCAUUGCUGAUAUUUAUAUUCAGUAGUGAAACCCCAGGUUGUCUGGUAUUACGGGGUUGCUGUCUGUGGGGAGUUUGUGUUCAUGCUUUAUGCAAUUUUUUGCUACCAGUGUCAUCUGGCUGAAUGAAUGAUUCACAUUGACAUAAUGAACUAUGCCAAUAAAGAUCAAUUGAAAAUGUGAAUUCCUCUCUCUCCCCUUUUCACCAAUUAUCUUCUCACCUCUAUGUUUCUUUGUCUCACCUCUCUGUACAUUAUCUGAAUUGUGCCCAUAAAGGUUUUCUAAAAAUGUAAUAUGAAUCUCUCCCUCUCUGUGUAGAACCCAGACAUUGUGUUGGUGCACUACCUGAACGUGCCAGCGGUGGACGACAGUGGGAAGCCGUGUGGGCCUGUCCUCUGUUCCAUCAACACAGACAGGAAGGAGUGGGCCAAGUGGAGCAAGGAGGAGCUCAUUGGACAGCUCAAACCCAUGUGUGAGUCACCUUUAACCCCUGACCUCUAACCCCUUGAAAACCGCAUCUCCUCGCCUUGUUCUCCUUUCCCUCUCAUCUUUAGUUGAGGUUUAAGUUCCUGACAUCAGACAGCAGAGUGAAACAGUCCUAACAGACUAGAUAGAACGUGCAAAGAUCCCCAUCCAUCAGGAUAAGGGAACAAUGUCCAUUUUACACAUCACAUAUCUGUAUCUGUCUUCAUCCAAUUUAAUAAACCCUUGAUAACUUAUUUGUUAUUCAGUGACAUUCAGUUAUCUAUAAUAUGAGUUGUCAUGGUGAUAAGAGAUCUGUUAGUGUCGUUCUGAAUCUGCAUCCAAAUCUACAUCACUAUUCCACCCUCCUGUGUCCUCUAAGGCAGUUUGACUUUAGCAGAACACUGCUGCUCAGUGGCCAUCAAAGAGACUGCAGGCUGAGAAUCUGUGUGUGUGUGUGUUUGUGUGUGUGUGUGUGUGUGUGUGUGUGUGUGUGUGUGUGUGUGUGUGUGUGUGUGUGUGUGUGUGUGUGUGUGUGUGUGUGUGUUUGUGUGUAAAGCCUGACCGUCUGUCCUCAGACACAGGGGGGUGAAGAGCGUCUGCCCAAAAUACCCUGCAUGGAUUAUUCAUGAGUGAGAUAGAGCUGUGGUUUGGCCCACAAACCCAGAGGACUGCUUACGCUGGGUACAGCUCUGUCUGUGUUGAGUUGCAUUUUUAUGCACCCAACAGCCUUGGAUUUAAUUGUCAAUCAGUUUCUACUGUUGAUGUGUCUGCUUAAUUAAUCAUUUCUGUUCAGGCAAUGCUGGCCGUUGAGUUUUGAAAUGAACUGACAAUGGACCGAAAUGUUUAAAAAUACAAAUUCUUUAAUCAGUAAUUUCAAGGUUGGUGUGGUUGACAGCAGUCUCUUCACUGUGUCCAGCCCACUAAACAAUCACUAAAACAACUGCUAGAACUAGACAGUCAGGGAGCAUUUAAAGACAAUAUUUUGCGGCUUAUGACGACAAGCCAAUAUACACAAUUUGCAUUGCGGCUCUCCAAAAGAGAAAAUGUGGCCCCCGGCCCUGGGGCAAAAUCAGUCUUUUAUCAAUUCAGUGUGUAGUUCACAUUUUGAACACAUGGUGUCACCCUCACACUGUGUAGCAUUUAGCGCUUCCUCAAGGUCUCGGGGGCAUUCGAGAGAUCUUACUAAGUGUUUAUUGUCAAGUAAACUAGAAGAAGAUAUUCAACUUGAGUGUUAAAACUAAUUUAAUUAUCUGAAAUUGACAGGUGGUUAUGUCCAAACUAUCUGAUCAGUACUGGAUCACAAGUGACAAACAGCUGUCUCUGUAUUCGUGUGCUGUGAAUUGUAAGUUGUAUGUGACAGUUGAUAAACGAUGUAGUGUAUAAUAGUGGUAUAUAUCCAUCUCCGUAUCUCUGUCCUCUCUCUCUCUAUCUCUCUCUGUCUCUAACUCCGUCUCCCUCUCUGUCUUCUCUCUCUCUAUCUCUCUCUGUCUCUAACUCCGUCUCCCUCUCUGUCUUUCUCUCUCUCUAUCUCUCUCUGUCUCUAACUCCGUCUCCCUCUCUGUCUUUCUCUCUCAGGUGCUGGGAGUAGCCUGCACCAGAAGUGCUCCACAGCCAAACACCGCAUCAUCUCUCCCAAAGUAGAAGCAAAGGCAGGAGGAGGGGCUGGGUCAGGGGCUGGGUCAGGGGCUGGGUCAGGAGCUGGGUCAGGGGCUGGGUCAGGGGCUGGGUUCAGGGGCUGGGUCAGGGGCGGGGUCAGGGCUGGUCAGGGGCUGGGUCAGGGGCUGGGUCAGGGGCUGGGUCAGGGGCUGGGUCAGGGGCUGGGUCAGGGGCUGGGUCAGGGCUGGGUCAGGAGCUGGGUCAGGGGCUGGGUCAGGGGCUGGGUCAGGGGCUGGCACUGGGACUGGGACUGGGACUGGGACUGGGACUGGGACUGGGUCAGGGGCUGGGUCAGGGGCUGGGUCAGGGGCUGGGUCAGGGGCUGGGAAAGGGGUAGGGACAGGCGCAGUGUCAGAGGUGCAGAACAGUGAUGUGUCCGAGGGGCAGACAGAGCCCAUUCCUGGAGUGGGGGCUAGGAGCAAAGGGGGGGAUGAGAGGAAGAACGGCAGGCUGCCCAAAUCCUCCCUGCUUCCCCAGAGCAGCAUGGAAGUCUCCUCCACGUCCACCAAUCAGGUGGAGGUUCCUGACACCACACAGAGCUCUCCACUGUCAAUCACCAGCGACAUGACUGCCGACAGUCCCGCCCUCAGCCUGGCCAGCAGCCUAUCACAGAGCUCCGCUGCUGUGUUCAUGUCCGAGGUUGCCACGGUAACAGGGGAUUCUGUGUACACCGCAGAACAUGCCCACCUGAUUGGCUCCACCCAUGGCGCCACCACCGCUGGGAUUCUAGUGGCUGUGGCACCGGACACCCAACGCUUUGCAUUCCCUAGGGGGGUGGGGUUAGGAGAGGAAGGAGGGGUGUUGGUCCUCUCAAACAGUCUGGACUCUGGAGGUUCUGGAGUCAACCUUCCUGAGACCAGCAUGAACUUUGACCCGGACUGCUUCCUGAACAACCCCAAGCAGGGCCAGACAUACGGGGGAGGAGGGGGGAAGGCCGAGGGAGGUAGCUGUAAUGGUGAAGGGGGGCUCCGCUGCUCUCAACAGUCACUAACGGCUAAUGGCUAUGUCUUCAAUGCAGAGCUCGUAAACAACAUCAAGACUGAGGACACGCCCUUGGAGCAGCCGCUGGCCAAUCAGAGCGGAUACACUGGUGAGGGAGCGGGCCUGAGCCCCAGCACCACACUGGAGCAGAUGGACUUCUGCGCUGUGAUGUCAUCAGCCUGCGCUCAGAGUUUAGCACAGCAGAUACAUCAACAAUCCCCUAGUCUCUUCCUGCAGACCUCCCCCCAGAACCCCCUCGACCAGCCCACCCAGCCCCAGCCCCAGAUCAGUGUCUCCGAGACAGGCCAGGAAUCAGGCGAGACCCAGACUUAUCUGGGCCUUCCUACAAUACCACAGACUGACUCUCCAGGCACCAACCGAGACCCUCACACACACCUCCACCAACCCUCCCCAGACCAACAUGGCCACAGUGAGGGAAGUGGGAAAGGGGGUCUGGAGAAGAGCAAAGACCGGCUUAGCAUCAGGGGGUCUGGGAAGGUGGGGAUACCAGAGAAAGAGCCACAGAAGAGUGCUGAGUUACCACUCAAGCCUGUGGAAGAGCAUGAGGCCUACAGAAACAACACUAGUGUUGGGGGAGGUGGAGAGCACUACCUACAGCCAACAAUCAAUAUUGGGGGAGUAGAGGGAGGACAAGAAGGAGGAGGAGAGAACAAUAUUUUCUGUAACGGGGUCAGGGAUGUAGGAGUUAACAGCUCAGUGGUAGACAGUCCUCAAUCUGUAGCUGGAGCAGCCAUGGAGGGGGGGUUGUACAGCUCUACUCUUCCCCAGCCGGGUGUAGGGGAGGCUGGGGGAGCUGAGGGGGCAGGUGGGGGCAUCAGCCUGGAAGGCUUCGAGGCAUCGUUUGGGAACCAGUUCUCUGACCUCAUCAAUGACUUCAUCUCUGUAGAGGGGGGGGGGGGGGGGGUGGUGGUCGGGACAGGGGGCAGUGCCCUUUACACCCCUGCUCUGAUGCCCCAGGAAGGAGUUAGAGAGGGCCAGGGGGCGGGAACAGCUCCCAUUCAGGGUUCAGAGGUGGAGCAGGAAACUCUGGGAUUGCUGCCAGAGACGGGGAGGCUGUUAAGGGUGACUGACUACUCCCCCGAGUGGUCUUACCCAGAGGUGAGUCACUAGUGCCUAACCCUUAACCUCUGACCCCUAACCUCUCAAAGCCCUACUUCCUAUUCCGUAGCUUUUGAAUGGAUAUAUCUAUCACCCAAAGUAACUUAUCUUAUGGACCAACUUAGACAUAGAAAGUAGUGUAUAGAUUAUACUAGUAUACCUGAACUGUCAACAACUGUCCCCUCAAGCAUAUAACUCAUAAGGCCAGCGUGUCUCUCUUUACGUAGUAAGAGUCUGACGUAGAUCCUCUGAGCCAUUAAUGACCUGACACACACACACACACACACACACACACACACACACACACACACACACACACACACACACACACACACACACACACACACACACACACACACUGUAUGUGGCUCAGCUUUGACAUCAGUGCCCAGUGGAAAGGGUGUAAGGUUUAGACUGAGACUAGGGAGACGUUAAGAAAGAGAACAUACAGAAUGGCAUCAUCCCCUUGGACGCUUUGACACACACACACACACACACACACGCACACACACACACACACGCACACACACACACACAGACACACAAAAUCCCUGCAUGUGUGUAAGCCUGUGUCUCUGUGUUUCAGGGUGGGGUGAAGGUGUUAAUAACAGGUCCCUGGCUGGAGGCCAGCAGUGAGUACAGCUGUCUGUUUGACCACAUCAGUGUACCAGCUGCUCUCAUACAGCCAGGAGUACUGCGCUGCUACUGCCCAGGUAACACACACACACACACAUACAUGCAUGCACUCAGCUAUCUACUUUCUCAUGCACACAUUGCUAAUCCCAACCCCUGUGUGUGUGUGUUUGUGUGUGUGUGUGUGUGUGUGUGUGUGUGUGUGUGUGUGUGUGUGUGUGUGUGUGUGUGUGUGUGUGUGUGUGUGUGUGUGUGUGUGUGUGUCUUAGCCCAUGACACAGGUCUGGUGAUGCUGCAGGUUGCUAUGGGUGGCGAUGUGAUAUCUUCCUCUGUAGUGUUUGAGUAUAAAGCUAGAGACUUGCCCACCCUGCCCUCCUCACAACACGACUGGUUGUCCCUGGAUGGUGAGUCACUGUGUGUGUGUGUGUGCAAGCCUGCCUGUCUAUGACAGAUGUUAUGAUGUCUUAUGUAGCUGUGAUGAAGGCUUCAUUAUACAUGUAUACAUAGGGAUGGGGGGGAGUGGGGCUAUGAUAAAGCGUUACCGAAUAAUCUUCUCAGAUGCUAGUACAAAAGGUGAAACAGAGUGUACAGACAAUUUAUUGUUUUAAAUGUAUGAAAAUAUCUCUACAUAUUUGGGUUCCUGCAUUUUGUUUCUGAUCAUGCCUUCCAAUAUGUUUAAUGGGAGAUUCCUCCAUAUUGUCUGGGGCCUGGAUUUGCUAAGGGCUAGGGGCCAUGGAUAUGAGCCAGAAAUAUAUGGACAAGCGGUUGUUUUGGGAACAGAUAACACUUACUCAGAGAGAGAAUGUUGUAGGAGAGUGUCAAAUCAAAUCAAAUUCAAUUUGUCACAUGCAUUGAAUACAACAGGUGUAGACCUUACUGUUAAAUGCUUACUUACGAGCUCUUAACCAACAAUGCAGAGUUUUUUAAAAGUAAGUAAGACACAUUUUCUAAAUAAACUACAGGAAAAAUAGUAACACAAUAACAAUAACAAGGCUAUACAGUGAGGGGAAAAAGUAGUUGAUCCCCUGCUGAUUUUGUAUGUUUGCCCACUGACAAAGAAAUUAUCAGUCUAUAAUUUUAAUAGUAGGUUUAUUUGAACAGUGAGAGACAGAAUAACAACAAAAAAAUCCAGAAAAACACAUGUCAAAAAUGUUAUAAAUUGAUUUGCAUUUUAAUGAGGGAAAUAAGUAUUUGACCCCCUCUCAAUCAGAAAGAUUUCUGGCUCCCAGGUGUCUUUUAUACAGGUAACGAGCUGAGAUUAGGAGCACACUCAAAGGGAGUGCUCCUAAUCUCAGUUUGUUACCUGUAUAAAAGACACCUGUCCACAGAAGCAAUCAAUCAAUCAGAUUCCAAACUCUCCACCAUGGCCAAGACCAAAGAGCUCUCCAAGGAUGUCAGGAACAAGAUUGUAGACCUACACAAGGCUGGAAUGGGCUACAAGACCAUCGCCAAGCAGCUUGGUGAGAAGGUGACAACAGUUGGUGCGAUUAUUCGCAAAUGGAAGAAACACAAAAUAACUGUCAAUCUCCCUCGGCCUGGGGCUCCAUGCAAGAUCUCACCUCGUGGAGUUGCUAUGAUCAUAAGAACGGUGAGGAAUCAGCCCUGAACUACACGGGAGGAUCUUGUCAAUGAUCUCAAGGCAGCUGGGACCAUAGUCACCAAGAAAACAAUUGGUAACACACUACGCCGUGAAGGACUGAAAUCCUGCAGCGCCCGCAAGGUCCCCCUGCUCAAGAAAGCACAUAUACAUGCCCGUCUGAAGUUUGCCAAUGAACAUCUGAAUGGUUCAGAGGAGAACUGGGUGAAAGUGUUUUGGUCAGAUGAGACCAAAUGGAGCUCUUUGGCAUCAACUCAACACGCCGUGUUUGGAGGAGGAGGAAUGCUGCCUAUGACCCCAAGAACACCAUUCCCACCGUCAAACAUGGAGGUGGAAACAUUAUGCUUUGGGGGUGUUUUUCUGCUAAGGGGACAGGACAACUUCACCGCAUCAAAGGGACGAUGGGCGGGGCCAUGUACCGUCAAAUCUUGGGUGAGAACCUCCUUCCCUCAGCCAGGGCAUUGAAAAUGGGUCGUAGACGGCUAUUCCAGCAUGACAAUGACCCAAAACACACGGCCAAGGCAACAAAGGAGUGGCUCAAGAAGAAGCACAUUAAGGUCCUGGAGUGGCCUAGCCAGUCUCCAAACCUUAAUCCCAUAGAAAAUCUGUGGAGGGAGCUGAAGGUUCGAGUUGCCAAACGUCAGCCUCGAAACCUUAAUGACUUGGAGAAGAUCUGCAAAGAGGAGUGGGACAAAAUCCCUCCUGAGAUGUGUGCAAACCUGGUGGCCAACUACAAGAAACGUCUGACCUCUGUGAUUUCCAACAAGGGUUUUGCCACCAAGUACUAAGUCAUGUUUUGCAGAGGGGUCAAAUACUUAUUUCCCUCAUUAAAAUGCAAAUCAAUUUAUAACAUUUUUGACAUGCGCUUUUCUGGAUUUUUUUGUUAUUAUUCUGUCUCUCACUGUUCAAAUAAACCUACCAUUAAAAUUAUAGACUGAUCAUUUCUUUGUCAGUGGGCAAACGUACAAAAUCAGCAGGGGGAUCAAAUACUUUUUUCCCUCACUGUAUACAAGCGGUACUGGUACUGAGUCAAUGUGCAGGGGUAUGAGGUAGUUGAGGUAAUUGAGCUAAUAUGUACAUGUAGGUGGGGGUAACGUGACUAUGCAUAGAUAAUAAACAGAGAGUAGCAGCAGCAUGUGUGAAAAGUGUGAAGGAAUGUGAAUGUAUGUAUGUAUGUGUGUGUGUGUGUGUGUGUGUGUGUGUGUGUGUGUGUGUGUGUGUGUGUGUGUGUGUGUGUGUGUGUGUGUGUGUGUGUUGGAGUGUCAGUGUAGUAUGCGUGGGUGUGUGGUUCGAGUCCAGUAAGUGUACAUUGUGAAACGUUGAGGCCCAUUUCAGCACCACGGACAGCACCACUCAUCUAGAGCCACUAUGGCUGAGAACAUUUGAUAAUUUUCCAAAAGGCCAUACAUUUUACCUGAUGGGACUUGUCCCAUACGUGUCUGAUGGGACUUGUUUACUCAAGGCUGAAUAUGUUUAAUACUGCAGCCUCCAGGGAACCUUUGUGUGGGGAAUAACAUAGCCUGUUUAUAAUGUGAACUGAAAUGAGGUUUUUCUACAUCUGUUGGUCAGAGGCUUAAGGCUCUGGCUUGAUGGGAUUUCUGUGUGUUUUGUUGUUUUUCGCCGUGUACAACAUGAAGACAAAUCUUAACAAUUCUUGAAUGGCAAUAAUAUUUUCUGACUCUAAGAACCUCUAAGGGUUCAAUUGUGUUCAGUGUUUCCAAAAUGUUCCUCUUGCACAAAACAUUCACUCUUGUGAGUGCUUGCAAAAAAUAGUCUGUGCAACAAGGUGCUGUAAUCCUUCCAUGCCUGUAGUUCAGGGGCGUGUGUGUGUUUCACCUCGUUCGCUCCAGUCUAUGUGAUAGAUACGCUAAGUGGCAUGAGAGAGAGAGAGAGAGAGAGAGAGAGAGAGAGAGAGAGAGAGAGGAGAAGAGAGAGAGAGAGGAGAUAGAGAGAGGAGAGAGACGAAGAGAGAUAGAUGAGAGAGAGAGAGAAGAGAGAGAGAGAAGGGGAGAGAACAAAUCGACGUGCGGCAAUGGGUCUACAGAAAGACGCACUGCUGUGGUCCACAUAAAGAGAAUAUUCGCUCAAUGUUUUGAUGCUUUUAUAGUUUUAAUGCAGCUAAAUGUCGACCGUAGUGGGUCUUCGUCAGGUUCCCGCCAGCUAAAUGUCGACCGUAGUGGGUCUUCGUCAGGUUCCGCUCACAUACACAAAGCGGAAUAGGAGAGAUAACCCUUUUAGAGUGCUGGAGCUGGGAUGAAUAGCAGUAAUUUGUGCAUAGCCGCUCCCAGCAUAAUCUCGACCAGACCAGAGAAGGAGAGGCGUAAUAUGGUCGCCCCAUAUUAGGCUGGUUCAGGCAGGUUUCCUUAAACUACCAAAAUUGUAGAAUGCACCAGACAUUAAAUAGCCAUAAUGGUAAAGUAGGCCUACGGCUUUCCCCCAGGAAUAUUUGCAUUGUAGCCUACUCACGCCUCGGAGAAUUCACUCGAACCUCUCCGUUCUGUGCCUUUGUUUGAAAAGCGAUCAGACUAUUCUACUGUGUCUGACUCCUGUGAUUCAGUGUUCUUUCUCCCAUUGAUGAUGACCGAGAAACCCGUAGCGGACCUCCCCGUGGUUAGAUUUAAACAGUGGCGUCUGUUUCCCUGCCGCGAGAGGAGAAUUCACGUCUGCUCUGUUUACGCACCUAUCACGGUUUUAAGGGAGAGAAAUGGCGCGAAAUGGGGAGGGGAGGGUAGACUCUCUCUCUCGACUCUUCCACUUUGUUAUAUUGUGGUUGCAUGGUAGCGAGCGUUGCACACGUCAAACUAAAGAAGACUAUAAAACACGAUAAGGACAAAGAGAGCGUCAGAGAUACACUAUUUGAGGUUUCCGGUUAGUAGCCUUAUCUAUUCUGUUAAAACGAGAUAGAAAAACACAAAAUGGACUUGUAGCUGUUGUCGGUGUUUUGUGCAUUUACCUCAGAAUGGGUGUUUGAGAGAACGAAAGAGGCAGAGAUAUGCUCGGAGGUGGCGCUAUUUAGAGGAUAUAAGUUGAUCCUAUUAUUCACUUUAGCUAUCUGACGAUCUGUGUGGUGUUGAUAGUAGGCUAUAUGUCCAGCCUCUGCAUGCUCGCAUCAUCUCGAAACUCCUUAGUUAUGUGUGUUUACAUUGCUUUUGUCAUUGCCGGUGAUUAAAGCUCAUAGCCAACACAGUCCAGGUCAAACUCCCUCAUCACGAGGCACAGGCAUUUCACCAUUGUAAAAAAACAACAACCGUUUUUAUGCUGGUUACCUUAACAAAUAUAUAACAAUUUAACAAAUCCCAAGUCUGAGAGGCGGGAAUGGGGGCAGAAAGUGGGUCAAAGCUCAGAACAGAACAGAACGGAACAGUUCUGGAGUUCCAACGGUUCCUGGAAAGCAAGCUUUUCUCGAAUUAAACUAUCCGGAGACUGAAAAAAAACAAAAGCAUAAUUGGAACAAGCUGGGCAUCAGCAGUGGUCAUGUCUCUACCGGCAAGGACUGUGUCUGCCUUGGGCCAUUGAUGAGCAGCGUUUGUGAUUGGAUGUGCCCCUGGUGACCUCAGAUGGGAGGAAGUGGAUGUAUGGGGCAGACUGACAGGCUCUGAGUAUGAGGACAGUGACCAUCACACACAUACUAACAUACUGUAUCUGGUGAGCAAAACAAACAUGUUUGGAGACUGAGACACACAAGUCUGUAGAUACACACACGCAGAGAAGAACACACACACACACACACACAGUUGCAGAGUCAAAAAGGGGAGGAUGUGAGUCAGUGUGUAUUUCCUGAUUCCUCUGUGUUUGGUGAGGGACCAGGGCCCCACAUGCAGCAGACUGAUGCAACACACACACAGAUGGGAGAAAUCCAGACAGACCAGCCUAGAGAUAGAACAGACACUUUUCUAAAUUCAAAAUGUUCUUCUGUCCACCCAAUGUGUUGGAAUAACCAGCUGGUAUUGAACCCAAGAUGUCUGGGUGACUACAGACCAUGUUAGCCCACUGAGCCAAAGGCAUUUGUUUGGUAAAGCUAACAACAUGUUGAGUUUGUUUUUCUGUUCAUUCAGAUAAACUCUCUGUCAUGCGUAGCUGGUAGCCUAUGCUCCAUUCUGAUUGGCUGUAGUAGUUGUGUUAAAGGGGAGGAGCUCUUAUGUCACAGUUGUCAUCCCGCCCCCUUCUCCUCCUCCUCCUCCUCCUCCGGAGAGAGAGAGAGAGAGAGAGAGAGAGAGAGAGAGAGAGAGAGAGAGAGAGAGAGAGAGAGAGAAGCAGGAUGGGAUGACAUAAUCUGCACUACAGUCGUGGUCAAAAGUUUUGAGAAUGACACAAGUAUUGGUCUCCACAAAGUUUGCUGCCUCAGUGUUGAUGAUGGCAAUUUGCAUAUACUCCAGAAUGUCAUGAAGAGUGAUCAGAUGAAUUGCAAUUAAUUGCAAAGUCCCUCUUUGCCAUGAAAAUGAACUUCAUCCCCAAAAAACAUUUCCACUGCAUUUCAGCCCUGCCACAAAAGAACCAGCUGCCAUCAUGUCAGUGAUUGUCUCGUUAACACAGGUGAGAGUGUUGACGAGGACAAGGCUGGAGAUCACUCUGUCAUGCUGAUUGAGUCAGAAUAACAGACUGGAAGCUUUAAAAGGAGGGUGGUGCUUGAAAUCAUUGUUCUUCCAUGGUUACCUGCAAGGAAACACGUGCCGUCAUCAUUGCUUUGCACAAAAAGGGCUUCACAGGCAAGGAUAUUGCUGCUAGUAAGAUUGCACCUAAAUCAACCAUUUAUCGGAUCAUCAAGAACUUCAAGGAGAGAGGUUCAAUUGUUGUGAAGAAGGCGUCAGGGUGCCCAAGAAUGUCCAGCAAGCGCCAGGACCGUCUCCUAAAGUUGAUUCAGCUGCGGGAUCGGGGAACCACCAGUGCAGAGCUUGCUCAGGAAUGGCAGCAGGCAGGUGUGAGUGCAUCUGCACGCACAGUGAGGCAAAGACUUUUGGAGGAUGGCCUGGUGUCAAGAAGGGCAGCAAAGAAGCCACUUCUCUCCAGGAAAAACAUCAGGGACAGACUGAUAUUCUGCAAAAUGUACAGGGAUUGGACUGCUGAGGACUGGGGUAGAGUCAUUUUCUCUGAUGAAUCCCCUUUCCGAUUGUUUGGGCCAUCCGGAAAACACCUUGUCCGGAGAAGCCAAGGUGAGCGCUACCAUAAGUCCUGUGUCAUGCCAACAGUAAAGCAUCCUGAGACCAUUCAUGUGUGGGGUUGCUUCUCAGCCAAGGGAGUGGGCUCACUCACAAUUUUGCCUAAGAACACAGCCAUGAAUAAAGAAUGGUACCAACACAUCCUCCGAGAGCAACUUCUCCCAACCAUCCAAGAACAGUUUGGUGACAAACUUUUCCAGCAUGAUGGAGCACCUUGCCAUAAGGCAAAAGUGAUAACUAAGUGGCUCGGGGAACAAAACAUCGACAUUUUGGGUCCAUGGCCAGGAAACUCCCCAGACCUUAAUCCCAUUGAGAACUUGUGGUCAAUCCUCAAGAGGCGGGUGGACAAACAAAAACCCACAACUUCUGACAAACUCCAAGCAUUGAUUAUGCAAGAAUGGGCUGCCAUCAGUCAGGAUGUGGCCCAGAAGUUAAUUGACAGCAUGCCAGGGUGGAUUGCAGAGGUCUUGAAAAAGAAGGGUCAACACUGCAAAUAUUGACUCUUUGCAUAAACUGAAUGUCAUUGUCAAUGAAAGCCUUUGACACUUAUGGAAUACUUGUAAUUAUACUUCAGUGUACCAUAGUAACUAUUGACAUAAAGAUCUAAGAACACUGAGGCAGCAAACUUUGUGGAGACCAAUACUUGGUGUCAUUCUCAAAACUUUUGACCACGACUGUACAGUAACAUUUGAACAAAGAUGCGCGCAAGCAAACACACACACACAAAUGUAUUAUUAUUGCUAAAUACUGCACAAUUUAAACACUUGACCCCCAAUCCCCCCUUCCCCAAAACACAUGUAUAUAUUGGACUAUAAAUUGUGCCUUCCUGUAUUAUACUUAUGCUACAAUGUUUAAUCUAUUCUACUGAGCCAUUUACUUUAUGUUGGUAUUCUUAUCUUUUAUUAUUUCUUAUUGUUGUUGCAUUGUCAAGAAGGAACCUGCAAGUAAACAUUUAGUUGGACGGUGUAUAUCAUGUGUAUCCAGUACAUACAACUAAACACUUGAAACACACACAGUACAAGUACACACUCCUGUUCUCUCUCUCAGAGAUACACACAUUCACUAUCGUUGACAUGCCCCCAGGACUAAAUCAUUUGUUAAGGUUUGUAGUGAGAGAGAUGGAUAUCAUAUUGUUUGGGAAUCUGCUUGAGAUAAUGUCCAGGUUAUGAACAGAGUGAUACACACAGUUAACCUCAUAACCUGUCAUCUCUGCCUGUCCCACUUCUGUCCAAUAACAGUGUGUCCCUCCUGUUUUUCCGUAGAUACCCAGUUCAGGAUGUCCAUUCUGGAGCGUCUGGAGCAGAUGGAACAGAGAAUGGCUGAGAUAACCAAUCACCAUCAGAGCUCCGAAACCACAGCAACCACGGGGGGAGGAGGUGGCACUGACCACCAGUCUCAGGUAACUUAAUUGGUUUAUUGAUUGAUUGAUUGACUGGUUGGUUGGGUUGAUUGAUUGACCCCUGUAACAUCAGUCCCAAAACGGUGUAUUUUUCUCCCUCCCUCUCUCCCUUCCUCCCUCUUUCUCCAGCUCUCCCCAGCCGAGGGUUCGUUUGAGGGCCGUGUGGUAGUAGUGUGUGAGAAGAUGAUGACCCGCCCCUUUUGGGUUUCCCCCAAUCAGCUGAUCCACAGCCGGAGCUCCCGGGGCAUGACCCUCCUGCACCUGGCCGCAGCUCAGGGCUACGCAGGGUUAAUACAGACUCUCAUUCGCUGGCGGUGAGAACACACACACACACACACAGGUAUAUUAAGAUAUGACUCUAACUGUGCUCCUCUGUUCCUCAGCACUAAGCAUGCAGACAGUAUAGAUCUGGAGUUAGAGGUGGACCCUCUCAAUGUCGACCACUUCUCCUGCACCCCACUGGUAAGAGACAGUGUGUGUGUUAUUGUGUUUGUGAUGUGUUUGUGUAUGUUCUGUCUGUGUUCUGUCUGUGUUCGUUUAUUUAAUGCUGUGUGUAUAUGACGUGUUUUGUCUCUGCUCUCUCUCCGUAGAUGUGGGCAUGUGCUCUGGGUCAUACAGAAGCAGCUCUGGUUCUGUACCAGUGGGACUCCAGAGCUUUGGCCAUCCCUGAUUCACUGGGCCGCCUGCCACUCAGUAUUGCACGCUCACGGGGACACACUCAAUUGGCCGAGCUCCUGGAGCAGCUGCAACAGGCUCCUCCUAAUCAGGGUCCGCCCACCGACACCUGGAUGGACAGGUGGAGCAGCGAAUCAGAGCCCAGUGCACAGAGGGAAAGUCCCACCCCCAACUCUAACCCAGGUGAGAGUUGGGUUACUGGAUAGUCAAAGGUUGAAUAUACACUCACCGGCCAGUUUAUUAGAUAUACCCAUCUUGUACCGGGUUGGACCCCCCUUUGCCUCCAGAACAGCCUGAAUUAUUCGGGGCAUUCUACAAGGUGUCGGAAAAACUUUCCACAGGAAUGUUGGUCUAUGCUGACGCGAUGGCAUUACGCAGUUGCUGCAGUUUGGACGGCGGUACAUUCAUGCUGUGAACAGCCCAUUCCAUCUCAUCACAAAUAUGCUCUAUUGGGUUGAGGUCUGGGGACUGAUUAGACUACUCAAGUAAACUGAACUUGCUGUCAUGUUACAGGCAAUGUUUUCCCACUCUUCAAUUGUCCAGUGUUGGUGAUUGCGUGCCCACUGGAAACGCUUCUUCUUGUUUUUAGCUGAUAAGAGUGGAACCCGUUGUGUUGUCUGCUGCAAUAGCCCAUCUGUGACAAGGAUCGACGAGUUGUGCGUUCCGAGAUGCCGUUCUGCACACCACUGUUAUACUGCGCCGUUAUUUGUCUCUUUGUGGCCCACCUGUUAGCUUGCACGAUUCUUGCCAUUCUCCUUCGACCUCCCUCAUCAAUGAGCUGUUUUCAUCCACAGGACUGCCGCUGACUGGAUGUUUUUUGUUUGUCGCACCAUUCUCGAUAAACCCUGAACACUGUCGUGUAUGAAAAGCCCAGCAGGGCGGCCGUUUGAGAUACUGGAUCCGGCGUGCCUGGCAUCGACGAUCAUGCCAUGCUCAAAGUCUCUUAGGUCACUCGUUUUGCCCAUUCUAACAUUCAAUCGAACAGUAACUGAAUGCCUCAAUGCCUGUCUGCCUGAUUAUAUAACAAGCUACGUGACUCACUGUCUGUAGGAGCAAUACAUUUUCAUGAACGGUUUACCUAAUAAACUGUCCGGUGAGUGUACAUUGGGAUAAUCAGUUCUGAGGGCCGCAGUUUCAUCUGUGAUAUCAUGCUCUGUCUCUCCAGACCUGAGGAGAACCAGGACAGAACCCCAGCAGAGCAACCAGAACCAGAGCCUCAGCCAGAGCCAGGGUCAUUGCUGGGCUCACAAGGGCCAACCCCAGCUGCAGGGCCAACACCGGGGGCUACAGGACAACCAGGGAGACCCCCCACCAGCCAAGAGACUCAAACUCAAUUCUGAGGCCCAGCAACGGCCAGCCAACUCCCCAACCCCCCCCCACACUCCCUCUCAUCACCCCAACCCCCUAUGCUCUCAACUACCCAACCUCAGCCCCCUUAACACCCCAAAUCCCCACCUCCCCAGCCCCCCUCUCUCCCACCUGCAGGCCAGGUUAGGGGGGUCAGGGGGUGGCAGUAGGUAUAGCUUGCGGCAGGCUCUUGGGAGGCGGAGUUUGGCCAGGAGGAUUCUGGGAAAGGAGAGACAGGCCAAUCGUCUGCGUCAGAGGGGUGUAUCCAUCAGGGGGGAGGAGUCAGAACUGCUGACCUAUCAGGAGGACAGUGAAGACCUGCAGGUAGGAGGGGCCUAGGCUAGUUUGACCAAUGAAUUAGCUCCACUGAAGUAUCCACUAUUUCUUCACGCAAGCACUUAUUUGUUUGUGUGUGUGUGUGUGUGUGUGUCUGUUGCAGAUGAACAUGAUGAUGCUGGCUGAACACACCAUGGAGGCCACUCCUGACAGGAUCAAACAGGAGGCUUUUGUUGCCACGGACACUGAGACGUCGUCCCCAGAGGCAGAUGGGGUCAGCGGUGAUGUCAGCUGGUUAGCUAGUUACAUUGGUGACGUGGAGCGGUGAGUCCAGAAAGCUCCUUUCUAUAUAUGAUACAGUGAUAUUUUCUCGUAUUGUAGUGUAUAUUAAAGCCUACACUCUCCCUCAUACUGCUUCUGCUGCUUCUCUUUCAGGUUUCUGUACUCCAGGCCCAAGAUGCCCACCCCAAGCCCCAUACCAAGCCCCCUCUCUGGGCCUGAGGAUCAGGAUAGUCCCCUGGCUCCGCAAGGCUUCCCCUGCCCGGCCGACUGGAGCUCCUUCCUGCACUCAUCGCUCAGAGGGGAGGCCCCAGACACCAACCCUGCCCACUUCACACUGACGGAGGCGGAGCAAAGACAACUGUACGAGGCCGCAAGACACGCCCACCACACGCUCAGAAAGUACAAGGUACACUAAAAUCACUGAAAGCACAAAUAAAUACAACAGAGAGGUCAAGUAGAAGAAGACUAUUCUAGGUUACCAGUUCCCCUAGCCAGGUCCCCGGCUCCACAGGUGGAAGGGUGAAUGGGUGGAUGUCUGGAGCAGCAGUGUGUGUGUUUGUGCGAGUCACUCUGCAUAGGGGAGCUUGAGCAGAGCAUGGCCUGGGUAGAAGAAACAACUGCACUGCAUUAUCUCUCUCUUUCUCUCUCUCACUCUCUCUCUCUUAUCCCUCAUAAGGAUAUUGCUGUCUUUACACUGCAUCAACUGUAAGAUCUAGAAUCCAGUGUUGUGAAACUUUGGGGUCAACCAUCUCUGGCUCACAUGCCCACUCCUGGUCUCGCCCCUUGUGGUUGCCAUGCCAACUCACCCCUCCCUCCGUCCGUCCUUCCUCUAGGGCCGGCCAAUCCAAGAGCAACGUAAAGAGACAGUAGCAGUGGUCCAGCGCUGCUAUAAGAAAUACAAACAGGUACAAUAACACUCUCAAUCCCAGAUCAGACCAAUCACAAGAACACACCAGCCCUGCUACUCAUACCACUGACCAAUCAGCACUAUACAGCCCAGCCAUGAGUCAGGACAGCUGGAACACAGCAGCUGACAUACCUUCUACUGUAUGUAGUCAGGUCCACUGUGACUGGAUGUGUCCACAAUGUGGCCUUCAUACUCUUCAUACUCUCUCUCUCCUCUCUCCUCUCUCUCUCUCUCUCUCUCUCUCUCUCUCUCCUCUCUCUCUCUCUCUCUCUCUCUCUCCUCUCUCUCUCUCUCUCUCUCUCUCAAGCUGUCAUGGAUAGCCUUGAAGGUAGUGUGUCAAUCUCUGUCUUUAUUCUAGAACACAUUGUUUGAAUGUACAUUAAGUUUGAACUGUUUCCCUGACCAGUCCAAUGUAAUCUCUGUCAGUAUGCACUUUAUAAGAGGAUGACGCUGGCAGCCAUCCUGAUCCAGAGCCGCUUCCGUAGUUUCCACGAGCAGAGGAAGUUCCAGCAGAGCCGCCGAGCAGCAGUACUGAUCCAGCAAUACUACCGCAGCUACAGACACUCUCUCAGGUACACACACACACAGCACGCGCGCACACACACACACACAGACAAACACACACACACCCUGACUGUGCCGUGUGGUUGUCGUCCUGCAGCAGUCUCCUCACUAAGAGACAGAACCAGGCUGCCCGUAAGAUCCUGAGGUUCCUGCUCCGAUGCCGCCACAGGUACUAAUACACAGAAUCUUCUUCCUGUUCCAGACCAGCAGCUCUCACUACAUCACCAUGAUAGAGAGGACACAAGUGUUGACAAUGUCUGUCCUCUCUAGCAUGGCUGUGUAGUGACAACCCCAUCCCUCCUCCCCCAUACCCAGUGUGUGUGCUAAUAGUUGGUGUUGUUUUGCUGUUUCUGUGAAGCCCCUUGAUGGACCAUAGACCAGUCAAACGGGUAAGUGAGCACCAGCAACUCAGGUUGGGCUUUUCUUACACCCGCUUCAUACUCUCAUUUCUUACUUCUCCUCACACUUCCUCUCUUCUCUCUCCUCUCUCUCUCUCUCUCUCUCUCUCUCUCUCUCUCUCUCUCUCUCUCUCUCUCUCUCUCUCUCUCUCUCUCUCUCUCUCUCUCUCUCUCUCUCUCUCAUAUAUAUAUAUAUUUUCUCUCUCUCCCCAUGGCUGAUGCCUGUUUGCAUGUCAGCUCUCUGAGAGGGAACUCUGGGUCAGUCCAAACCUCAAACAUAAACUCCUCUACCUGUCUCUCUAGUCCCUUUGCUCUCUCUUUCUGAAGAUUGCUGGAUGCUGCUGGUAUUGCUGCAUGACUGACAUAGCGAGGGAGUAGGUCUUGCUGCUUUACUUCCAGGGAGUGGGGCAUGCUUUGAAUGACAUCACAUCCUCUGUGGGAGGGGCUUCUCUCUUGUUUGGCCUGGCAAUAUCCUGCUCUUAUUUUUGGCUUGGUAGUUGUUGAGGGAGGGGGGGGGGGGGGGGGGGGGGUGAGGAACCGCACCGCACCGCACCGCACGUCUUAAAUUCAUGUGAGAACUGUAACCCAGAAAGAGGCUUGUGAAACUAAAGGACUGUUUGUUCUCCCCAGUGCCACCCAUCAGUGUAGUGUGAGUGUGUCUGACUGGGGCUCUUCUCUCCUCCAGGGCAAGAGAGCACAGAAAGGCCAGGGGUCCUGAGAGCCAACCGCCCAGUCCAACACAGAGCCGCAUCAUCAUGUGAGCUCCUCUCCCUUCUUCCCUCUGUCUCACACAGGGGCAACUCUCCAUUCCCCCGUCCUUUCCCUCUCCCCAUCCCUCUCACAAUGGGACUACUUCCCAGUCCACACUCUUCCCUCCCUCUCACAACGGGACUACUUCCCAGUCCACACUCUUCCCUCCCUCUCACAACGGGACUACUUCCCAGUCCACACUCUUCCCUCCCUCUCUCAAUUUCAGACAGAGAAAAACUCUUCCCCAAACAGACUACUAACACUCAAACAGGAGGAUGAGGAGGGAUACAUGGCAACUAUAUCACUAAGACAACACAGGGACAACUCUCCUUUCCUUUCUCUCCUCCCUCUCCUCCCUCUUUCCUCCCUCUCCUCCCGCUCCUCUUUCUCCUCCCUCUCUCCUCCUGUCUCUCCUCCUGUCUCUCCUCCCUCUGUUUCUGAGAGACAAACGCUUCCCAAACAGACAGGGACACAUGGCAACUAUAUCUGGGAGACUGCUCUGAUGAACGUAUGGACCUGGCUCUGGCCACAGCAUCGCUUUACUUUCACCUUCCUCCAGAUCACAGGGAGGAAACUACAUUACCCUCAUGGCAUCUUUGCACUCUUCACAGAUCAAUGGUUUCUUCAAUAGCAAAAAAAGAAGGAUACACCUAUAGAACAUGUUCCAUACGGAGAAUGGGAUGAUUGGUUUUCUGAUAUGGGCAACAUUUGCAUUGACAUGCAUAAUCUAUAUGGGACCUGCUGUAUUUUCUAAAUAAAUGAUACAUUUUAGAAAAGGAAAACAUAAACCAAAUAUCACUCCCAUGUCCUUGUAUGCAUGCACUGUUUUUCACUAGCUCUUCUUCUUCCAUGGCUUGUAUGGCAGUUGACAAAGUCAAUGUGACAUUACCACACUCUGAUUGGCUGGAUAGACCUGUCAACCAGUCACCCAAAAAAGGACUACACUUGAAUGUAAGAAGAACAUUAACCGAUAGAGGUUAUUGACUUGUCUAUGAAGUCAUUCUCUGAGGCAGCAUUUUGCUAGGCUGACGUUGUGAGUCUGUGUUUGUUGAAUGGUAUGCAUGUGUUUGAGCUGUGAGCUCCUGCAUGCUAACCAACCUGCUUAAGUGUUGUUUAUUUUCUAGUUAUGUGUAGUGGUGUCUCACUUCUGUCCUCAUCAACCUAUCCCUGUGUUCAUAAUGUGCUCUAUGUAAGGAAAAUAACCUGGGUUUCCUAUGUGUUUUAUUGAUGUAUUAUUUAUCUAUUUAUUUUGUAUUUUUUGCUUUUGUAAAUGUUUCUUCUUGUUUAACCUGGUUAUGUUCUUUAAUUUCAGUUACAGUAAGAAAAGGGCAUUUUCGAUCAAAUCAGUUUUAUCCCCCUAUUGUGUGGUAAUGUGUGACAUAUUCGGUUCAGGAUGGUUAACUGUCUCUGUCAAUUUGUUCUUAACAUGAACUUUAAAAAGCCACAUAUGGUUUUAAGGAGAGUGUCACAUUGCAUUGCCUUGACUGCUUAUAGACUGUGAGAAGUCCCUACGCUAUACACUAGACCCUGUCUAGGACAUGGGACCCUAGUUAUAUUCACCCUUAUAGAGGGCAGCCCAACACUUAUUUUUGACUAUUGAGCGUCUCUGUACAUAAAAUGACGAGGUAAGGGUAUAAAUGGAGACCCUGGAUCUUUUUCAUAAGAAAAUACUGUAUUUAAGGAUAUAUAUUAUUUUACUUCUGUAACAAUAACGUGAGCAGAUAGAGACCCUGGUAAACAGGACAGUUGUAUUGUUUGUAAAUAAUGUAAAUACUAACCAUGGAUCUAUGUGCAUGAGAAUUAAGACAAAGAAACCGGGCAAGAAAACCAACAUAAAAAUGUUUGUGGCUAUGGACUGUAAGAGGAUUUUAACUACUUCUCUUUAUGAGUGUUUGAUAUACAAUACCAGUCAAAAGUUUGGACACACCUACUCAUUAAAAGUUUUUCUUUAGUUUUACUAUUUUCUACAUUGUAGAUUAUGAAUUAUGAAAUAACACAUAUGGAAUCAUGUAGUAACCAAAAAAGUGUUAAGCAAAUCAAAAUAUAUUUUAUAUUUGAGAUUCUUCAAAGUAGUCACCCUUUGCCUUGAUGACAGCUUUGCACACUCUUGGCAUUCUCUCAACGAGCUUCACCUGGAAUGGUUUUCCAACAGUCUUGAAGGAGUUCCCACAUAUGCUGAGCACUUGUUGGCUGCUUUUCCUUCACUCUGCGGUCCAACUCAUCCCAAAUCAUCUCAAUUGGGUUGAGGUCGGUUGAUUGUGGAGGCCAGGUCAUCUGAUGCAGCACUCCAUCACCCUCCUUCUUGGUCAAAUAACCCUUACACAGCCUGGAGGUGUGUUGGGUCAUUGUCCUGUUGAUAAACAAAUGAUAGUCCCACUAAGCGCAAACCAGAUGGGAUGGCGUAUCACUGCAGAAUGCUGUGGUAGCCAUGCUGGUUAAGUGUGCUUUGAAUUCUAAAUAAAUCACAGUGUCACCAGCAAAGCACCCCCACACCAUCACACCUCCUCCUCCAUGCUUCACGGUGGGAACCAAAUAUGCGGAGAUCAUCCGUUCACCUACUCUGCGUCUCACAAAGACACGGGGUGGACCAAAAAUCUCAAAUUCGGACUAAUCAGACCAAAGGACAGAUUUCCACCGGUCCAAAGUUCAUUGCUCGUGAUUUUUGGCCCAAACAAGUCUCUUCUUCUUAUUGGUGUCCUUUAGUAGUGGUUUCUUUGCAGCAAUUCGACCAUGAAGGCCUGAUUCACGCAGUCUCCUCUGAACAGUUGAUGUUGAGAUGUGUCUGUUACUUGAACUAUGUGAAGCAUUAUUUGGGCUGCAAUUUCCGAGGCUGGUAACUCUAAUGAACUUAUCCUCUGCAGCAGAGGUAACUCUGGGUCUUCCUUUCCUGUAGCGGUCCUCAUGAGAGCCAGCCAUCAUAGCGCUUGAUGGUUUUUGGACUGCACUUGAAGAAACGUUAAAAGUUCUUGACAUUUUCCGGAUUGACUGACCUUCAUGUCUUAAAGUAAUGAUGGACUGUCAUUUCUCUUUGCUUAUUUGAGCUGUUCUUGCCAUAAUAUGGACUUGGACUUUUACCAAAUAGGGCUAUCUUCUGUAUACCACCCAUACCUUGUCACAACAUAACUGAUUGGCUCAAACGCAUUAAGAAGGAAAGACAUUCCACAAAUUAACUUUUAACAAGGCACACCUGUUAAUUUAAAUGCAUUUCAGGGGACUACCUCAUGAAGCUGGUUGAGAGAAUGCCAAGAGUGUGCAAAGCUGUCAUCAAGGCAAAGGGUGGCUACUUUGAACACUUUUUUGGUUACUACAUGGUUCCAUAUGUGUUAUGUCAUUGUUUUGAUGUCUUCACUAUUAUUCUACAAUGUAGAAAAUAGUAAAAAUAAAGAAAAACCCUUGAAUGAGUAGGUGUGUCCAAACUUUUGACUGGUAUUGUAAGUGUUAUUAAAAACAUUUUGUUAAAGCAUGACAUUGAUUAAAUCUUAUGUAAAAAAAAAAAGUAAUAUAAAGAGUAAGGGCAGAAAGCAAAGUUAUCUUUCAAACAAAAUGUAUACACAUCAUGCUUUUGAUUUUGGGCUAGCAAGAAUUAAAUCAUUUUGCCAGUGGUGCCAAUGAUUAUGAAUGCUACUUUGCCUCCCUACCAGGAACCCCAAGCUGUAAGGGUGGAGGACCCUAGGAUUAGGGCCAGGAGUUUUUUCUGACCAUGUGGUCACAUGUUCAGGAAAAACUCUUGGUCCAGGAUGUAAAACGUACAAGUAUUAACUAACACAGUCAUCUCAAGCAACUGAGGGGUGGGAAAGCAAGGACAAUCUAUUUUUCUUCUAAGGUGUACACAGAGUGAUUUCCUGUCAAAUGUGUCAAAACCAAACAAACUAGCGAUGGAUGAUGUUACUGUUUUUGCUCAUAUGGUCCUGUGUGGCUCAGUUGGUAAGAGUGUGAUGCUGGCAAUGCCAAGGUUGUGGGUUCAUAUCCCGCAGCGAUCACAUACUCAAAAUGUAUGCCCUCACUAUACUUUAAGUUGCUUUGGAUAAAAAUGUCUGCUAAGUGGCACAUAAUAUAUUUUUUUAUGCAGUUGCAGCUCUCUGGCAGGAUGAGUGUGCUUUAAGCAUCUAUUAUGCCCUUUAAAAAGAGCAUUUCUUAGCUUCAGACAGAUUUUACACUAUUGAAAUUCUCCAGCCUCUUAAUGUUACUGCCAAUGGUAUGACCCGUGUUACAACAAACCAUUUCCAUCCCUGGAGUGUCUGACAGAGUUGCUUUGACUGAGGAUUAUGAACCGUUUUGUUCAGAAAAUGGUUACUCACACACAGAACGUGCAAGCUAAUAUUAGGAAGCCACUAUACAGUAUGUCUCCAAACGAGUUAACCAAUUCGCACUAUAUUUUCCCAAAUUGUGUGUGAUGAUUAUUCUACACAAAAGAGUGAUGCCCCAGUUUAAUUCUGAACUUUAAUUUGUUCGUGAUUUUUUUUUCUUCCUAUACCUGAGUGUUUCUGCAUAGAAAACACCUUACAAUGUUACAGACUGAUACUCAUGCUGCUUUUGGUCCUCUAAGCAGAUCAUGUAUUCUACUCCUCCUCCCAAGUAGACACCGAGUAAUGGAUCACAGCACACAAUACCAUGGUUCUUGUGGGUUGCCACAUUAUUAAAGAAAAAAACAUGAAAUCAAGUCCAAAGCUCUGAUAUGCCCCCUACAGCAAUUUAUUUGAAAGAAGGACACAUGGACAACGUUUCGAUCCUCAUUGGGAUCUCCACUAAGUUGCCAGAUAAUGCCAUAUCUCUUGCAGGUCAGGUUGAUAUUCAGUAUAUAUAGGCUAAGUUAUGCAUGGCACAUUCACACCCAUUUUGCUGUAUUGGCACUACAUGUAGGUCUAGAGACUGUAAUGUAGAUACCUUGGGAUGAAUGUGGCAGGGUCUUUAGCAGAGAUGUAGAGCACAAAAAACAAGAACUCAACUGCUGUAUGGUCAUUGUCAAGAUAGAAAUAUCUGUGUAUUUUUCUGCAUGGAAAUCGCACAACAUUUCACUUUAUGUCUCAUCUGUUCAAUCCUGGCAGUAAUGUUCUUCCAACUUGAUUACGUAAAAACAUACUUUAUCUUAGCUGGAGCAAACUUUACACAAACAGACAUAGACACGCACAUGACUCACUCAGUUGUCUCACAAUUUCAACUCACACACAUGUACACACACAUCACACACUCUCUCUGUAUUAUUUUUUCUGAGGAGGCAGUAACUCCCUCAGAUUUAAACUCAGGGUUCUAGAAUGGGGAGGGAGGCAUGGAGUAGGCCCUGUGUGUGUGUGUGUGUGUGUGUGUGUGUGUGUGUGUGUGUGUGUGUGUGUGUGUGUGUGUGUGAGUUAAUCAGCCAAUAGUGAUUAGGCCAUACCUCUAUGAUAAGAUGACAGUGAUGAUGACCAGACUGAGGUCUUGUUCACAGGGAGUUGGCCUGAGCUAGGCGCCACACACAUUAUGAUUUCAACUUCCAAACACCUGAUAAUUAAUAUAUAUAUAUAUAUAUAUAUAUAUAUAUAUAUAUACACACAGUACCAGUCAAACUUUUGGACACACCUACUCAUUACAGGGUUUUUCUUUAUUUUUACUAUUUUCUACAUUGUAGAACAAUAGUGAAGACAUCAAAACUAUGAAAUAACACAUAUGGAAUCAUGUAGUAACCAAAAAAGUGUUAAACAAAUCAAAAUAUAUUUUAUAUUUGAGAUUCUUCAAAGUAGCCACCCUUUGCCUUGAUGACAGCUUUGCACACUCUUGGCAUUCUCUCAACCAGCUUCACCUGGAAUGCUUUUCCAACAGUCUUGAAGGAGUUCCCACAUAUGCUGAGCACUUGUUGGCUGCUUUUUCUUCACUCUGCAGUCCAACUCAUCACAAACCAUCUCAAUUGGGUUGAGGUCGGGUGAUUGUGGAGGCCAGGUUAUCUGAUGCAGCACUCCAUUACUCUCCUUCUUGGUCAAAUAGCCCUUACACAGCCUGGAGGUUUGUUGGGUCAUUGUCCUGUUGAAAAACAAAUGAUAGUCUCACUAAGCGCAAACCAGAUGGGAUGGCAUAUUGCUGCGGAAUGCUGUGGUAGCCAUGCUGGGGAAGUGUGCCUUGAAUUCUAAACAAAUCACAGGCAGCAACGCACCCCCACACCAUCACACCUCCUCCUCCAUGCUUCACGGUGGGAACUACACAUGCGGAGAGCAUCCGUUCACCUACUCCGCGUCUCACAAAGACACGGAGGUUGGAACCAAAAAUCUCUAAUUUGGACUCAUCAGCCCAAAGGACAGAUUUCCACCGGUCUAAUGUCUUCUUCUUAUUGGUGUCCUUUAGUAGUGGUUUAUUUGCAGCAAUUCGACCAUGAAGCCCUGAUUCACGCAGUCUCCUCUGAACAGUUGAUGUUGAGAUGUGCCUGUUACUUGAACUUUUAUUUGGGCUGCAAUUUCCGAGGCUGGUAACUCUAAUAAACUUGUCUUCUGCAGCAGAGGUAACUCUGGGUCUUCCUUUCCUGUGGCGGUCCUCAUGAGAACCAGUUUCAUCAUAGCGCUUGGUGGUUUUUGCAACUGCACUUGAAUAAACGUGAUAGGGCUAUCUUCUGUAUACCACCCCUACCUUGUCACAACCCAACUGAUUGGCUCAAACGCAUUAAGAAGGAAAGAAAUUCCACAAAUUAACUUUUAACAAGGCACACCUGUUCAUUUAAAUGCAUUCCGGGUGACUAUCUCAUGAAGCUGGUUGAGAGAAUGCCAAGAGUGUGCAAAGCUGUCAUCAAGGCAAAGGGUGGCUAUUUGAAGAAUGUCAAAUAUAAAAUAUAUUUUGAUUUGUUUAACACUUUUUUGGUUACUGCAUGAUUCCAUAUGUGUUAUUUCAUAGUUGUGAUGUCUUCACUAUUAUUCUACAAUGUAGAAAAUAGUACAAAUAAAGAAAAACCCUUCAAUGAGUAGGUGUGUCCAAACAUUUGACUGGUACUGUAUAUAUAUGAAAGAUUAUUGGAAUCUGUGUGGGUAGCUGGACAGGUAGGAUGACUGACAAUAGUGAAAGUGAACAGGUGUUCACGGGUCAGGUGACUGAGAGGAAUGGAGGAUACUGAGGCAGGAAUUCCUUUAACCACAAAGUGGUAUAUUUACUAGGUAGGUUGUCUGGGGUUGAUUCCUGGACGCACAGAAUGUCUGUAUUAGACAGAGUUGGGGAAGAGAAAGCAGCAAGGUCGGGCAGUGGCGAUUUCCUCCUUUUAAUGAGUUGAGAUCUGUCUGACAUUUCCACUUGACCUAAUUAAAGCGCUCUGGCCCAGCUGCGCAAGUGGCCAUGAAUUAAAGGGCGAUUCCACCAAUUCCAUGGGCCUUUUCUACAGCCACCCCUGAAAUUUGUUAAAUUCCACACUCCUCAAAAGGCUCAUCGCUCCCCGUCCUCUGUCAUCUCGGGGAGAGGAAUUAGCUUGGCAACUGGCCGGAUAUAUGUCCGGUUCUUUACCUGAAUCUCCACUGAUCUAACACAACUGUCAGUCCCAGGCAUGGUCUUGGUUAUAUGGCCCACCAGCCACCAGGCUCGAGGCAGUUGAGGGUCCACUAUCAUUACUACUUGGCCAGUGUCCAGGCUGGCAGUUUCUUUCUGCCAUUUCCCUCUGUGCUGUAGGCUUGGUAGGUAAUCCCGAAUGAAACGGGCCCAGAAAUGGUCAGCCAAGAUUUGGCUGUGUCGCCACCGGCGUCUGCCAACGAGGUUGGUAUCAGCAUACAUGGCUUGAGGAAGUGAGGCAUCUCGGCGCCCCAUCAAGAUCAGAUUCGGUGUAACCGGAUCUGGGUCAGCGAUGUCUGCAGAGAGAUAUCCGAAGGGUUUGGAGUUCAGUAUCCCUUCCAUCUCUAUCAGGACUGUCCGCAAGACAGUUUCAGUGACAGUUUGGUCUCCCAGGACGACUUGUAAGGCCGUCUUCACAGAUUUGAUCUCUCGCUCCCAUGUUCCUCCAAAAUGAGGAGCUCCUGGAGGGUUGAAUUUGAAGGAUAUUUGUUGGUCCAUCAGUUGAUCCUGGAGGGUUGGUUCCAUUGCUUGGAAGUCUUCCUCCAACCGGUUUUCUCCUGCCUUGAAGUUUGUGCCCCUGUCCGCCAGGAUCUCGUCGGGUUUCCCCCGUCGGGAGACAAACCGUCGUAGGGCCAUGAGGAAGGCUUCAGUAUCCAAACUCUCCAGUAGGUCCAGGUGGACACAUCUAGUUGUCAAACACUUGAACAGAAUGCCCCAGCGCUUCUCCGCUCGACGACCUAGCUUGAUCGUAAAGGGCCCAAAGCAAUCUACUCCUGUUGACCAGAAGGGGGGUUUGAGGAAGCGCAAGCGAGCAGGGGGCAAAUCCGCCAUUUUGGGCACAGUUGCUCUGGCCCGCCAUCUCUGACAUUCCAUGCUGGCGUAUUGGGGCUUGCGAAUGGCUCCUCGUCCUCCAAGUAUCCAAUACUUCCGCCUCAUCUCCCCAAAGACCCUCUCUGGCCCUUGGUGGAGAAGCCUCUCAUCAUAACUCUUGAUGAAGAGGCUGGUGAGAGGAUGUCUGGAGUCAAGGAUAAUUGGAUGGAUAGCAUCGGGAUCCAAGACUUCUGCUUGGCGCAGCCUCCCUCUGAUCACUCCGUGUAUUUGGGCAAGAGAGAGAAGACAGCUGUCCUUAGCCACUUCCUUACCGGCUUUCAGAUCUUUUAGCUCCUCAGGGAAGCUGACUGAGUGUGCAGGCUGUAGGAGGAGUGUCUCUGCAGCGAGGGAGGUGGGUAUGGAAGCCACCCCAUCUGAGGUCUGGCUAGUGGCGGCGAUCAGAUCCUGCAGUGUUUGGGAUUGUGCUGGGUCAGGGAGAGCUGUGGUUAGCUCCGAUAUUGUAGCACUGGGCAGACUUCCUUAACUCAUGAGCUUCAGUUGGUUGCAGAGGGGCCGCAGGCACGGGGGCUGUCAGCCAUUCGUUCUCUGGUUGGGACAAGAAUUGUGGUCCCAAGCUCCAGCAAUGGGGUUGAGCCAGUUCCUUAAUAGUUUUACCAUGAGUGAUGUCAUCAGCAGGAUUGUUUAUGUUGUCAACAUACCUCCAGUCAUUGCCUUCCGUUAGGUCUUGGAUUUCCGCAAUGCAAGUUCCGACAAACACCUUAUACCUGCAGGACUCCGACCUGAGCCAGCUCAGUACAGUGGUCGAAUCACUCCAGUAGAUGACCCUUUGGAUUGGCAAGGUGAGCUCGGCUCGCAAGGUGGAGGCCAACUUGGUUCCGGAAAGGGCAGCGCUGAGUUCCAGCCUAGGCAUUGACAACUGCUUCUUGGGUGCGAACCUGGACCUGGCCAUAACAAAGGAGACAUGGGUGUGGCCUGCCUCAUCCUCCACUUGGAGAUAGGAAACCGCUCCAUAAGUCCGCUCUGAAGCGUCACAGAACACAUGAAGUUCCCGGCUUGAUCCCAGUUGGUCAGCACAGGGUGACACAUAACACCUUGGCAUCUGGACUUUAGAGAGCUCUGACAACUCUGUUUCCCAACAGAUCCAUCGUUCCACUAGGUCAGCCGGGUGGAUUGGUUCAUCCCAGUCCCUCUUGGUCUGCCACAGGUCCUGGACUAAGACUUUGGCGCAGGUUGUGUAUGGCAGGAUAUACCCGAGGGGAUCGUAUUGACUGGUCAGGGUCCGAUAGAUGAUGCGCAGAGUGGGGGUUUCGGUGCUCAGGGCUGAGCGGUGCUUGUACCCCAGGGUAUCCGAUAUGCAACUCCAUCUCAGUCCUAGAGUGGGCUCUUGUGGGUUAGCGCCAGACUGCGACAGCCAUAGUUCACUGCUACUUGACCUAGCUUGUGGCGGGAGGUGCUGGACAACCUCCGCUGUGUUGCUCGCCCACUGUCUAACCUCAAAUCCCCCUUUGGACAGGAGAUUCCAGACUUUAUCGAGGAGUGCUUUCGCUUCAGCAGUGGAUGGGACGCUCUGUAAGCAGUUAUCCACAUAGAAGGCAUUCUCCACUGAAUCCCAGACUUCUGGGUCACUGUCUGGGUGCUCCCGGGCGUGUCUCUGCAGAGCGUAUAUGUCACAGCAAGGACUGCACGUGGUGCCAAAUGGGAGUACUUGCCAUUCAUAGAUUGUGGGCUCUGCGUCUCGUUCCAUAUCUCGCUAUAUGAACUGGAGAAGUGUGCUGUUGGAAGGCAGCAGACAAAUCUGAUGAAACAUGGUUUUGAUGUCUCCACUGAUGGCUGUGGAGUGUUGCCGGAACCGGAGAAGGACACCGAGCAAAGAAGGACCUAAGGUUGGGCCGUGGAGCAGACAGUCAUUCAGGCUUUUACCAGCGGCUUCGAAUGAACAGUUGAAGAUAAGUCUGUACUUCCCACUGUGUUGCUGGAUAACAUGGUAAGGGAGAUACCAGGAUUCGCUGAGUGGGUUUCCCGCUUCAUGAGCUGUCACCUUGGUGAAAUAGCCUGCCUUCAAAAGGUUAUGAAUCUCUUGGUUAUGAACUUCAGCAAGCUCAGGAUUCUUCACCAGUCGCCGCUCCGUUCCGCGGAGUAGUGGGAAUACAGCCCGUGUUGUGGUUGCCAGAGGAGGAUGGUUGGGCACCCGUAGCAGUGGGGUUGCGUACCUCUGAAUGCCAUCCAUUUCAGUGGUGGUGGUGUGCUUCUCCAGGAGGUCUAAUGCAUAGGAGUCAUGUUUCGAGCAGGUGACCUCCUGUAGCUUCCGGUUGGAGAAGGUGUCCAUCUUCAAGAGCAUCUCCACAUUCCGAAGGAGGUCAGUGGCUGGACAGCGAGAUGGAGCUGGACUGCUUCUGGUAAACAGGAUUUGCUGUGACUGUACAGCUUGGGUAGAGAGAACUAGAUGGGCUGGACCCUGCACAGCCCAACCCAAGGAUGUAUGGACAGCAACAGGCCCUCCUUCUGGUCCAGCUCGUAUAGGCUCAGUCGGGGUGACGAGGUGUGUUUGGUCAGACCCGAUCAGGAUGAGUGGUGCAACCCUGGCCAUGUUAGGAAGAGGCAGUCCUCUGAGAUGAGGAUAUUACUUCUGUAGAACACUCACCGGGCAGGAGUGCUCUGCGAGAUUCAGGCCAUCUGCCAUGAAGGCAUUAGUGAUGUUGUACGCCACUUCCCUUUGUCCUGAAGGUGAAACGCAGAAGGUCACGGAAGAGCCUUUCACUUGGAUAACAUCAUGUCGCACCGCUCUGAGGUUAAGGAUCUCGGGGGUCCCCUCCAGGUUAAGCUGCCGGGCGGCAGCUGGGAGAAUGAUUGUUCUUUCAGACCAAUCAUCUAGAACGGCGAAUGUAUCCAUGCUCCUCCCUUCGCUUUGCAGAGUGACCUUUACCACCUUCAACAUGACCCUUGGAGACAGGUUCUGCUGGUCGAGGUAGAGCUCCUUUGCGGCUCCUACCAUGAGCAUACUCUGCUCCUUCGCUGCUUGGGGAAUUACAUCAUGCAACACUGUGAGAUGGAUUUCCUUACAGCGAUUGCAGGGUUUCCUCAAUGUGCAGGUCUGGGCUUUAUGGCUACGGGCACACUUGUAGCAUCGCUCGUCUGAAGUUAUCCAGGCCUUCAAUUGGGGUUGAGUGAGCUUUUGUACCCUGGGGCAUGAGCCCAGGAAGUGCCACUUACUAUUGCAAUAGGGGCAGUAAGGAUGGAAUUUGAUGUUCUUGCUUUUGAGAGGGGUCUUCUUUCCGGGUUCCUUCCUUCCGGGUUCCUCCCCGGCUUCACUAUUUAAGUACAUGGUAGUGGGAUUCAGCCUUUUAUGACCCUCCUUGCGUUCAAACUCCUUCCUUACCCCAGAGGCUGGGGCUGAGAUUGUGGCCUGGUGA